Condylura cristata (star-nosed mole) is the source of this 2812-nucleotide messenger RNA. It is a transcript of the gene XPR1, whose product is annotated as xenotropic and polytropic retrovirus receptor 1. The record is from RefSeq and is a predicted model, not a curated record. Gene Ontology annotation, cellular component: plasma membrane; cytoplasm; Golgi apparatus. The coding region runs from base 163 to 2256 and encodes 697 amino acids. The transcript is spliced from 15 exons. NCBI's taxonomy places the organism in Eukaryota, Metazoa, Chordata, Mammalia, Eulipotyphla, Talpidae. Gene Ontology annotation, molecular function: inositol hexakisphosphate binding. Gene Ontology annotation, biological process: cellular response to phosphate starvation; phosphate ion transport.
GGGCGGCUCUGAGGAGACCUCGGCGGCGGCGGAGGAGGAGAGAAGCGCAGCGCCGCGCCGCGCCUGGGCCCAUGUGGGGAGGAGUCGGAGUCGCUGUUGCCGCCGCCGCCGCCGCCGCCUGUAACUGCUGGACCCGAGUGGGAGUAAGAGGGAGACGACAGGAUGAAGUUCGCCGAGCACCUCUCCGCGCACAUCACUCCCGAGUGGAGGAAGCAAUACAUCCAGUAUGAGGCUUUCAAGGAUAUGCUGUAUUCAGCUCAGGACCAGGCACCUUCUGUGGAAGUGACAGAUGAGGACACGGUAAAGAGGUAUUUUGCCAAGUUUGAAGAAAAAUUUUUCCAAACCUGUGAAAAGGAACUUGCCAAAAUCAACACAUUUUAUUCAGAAAAGCUUGCAGAGGCUCAGCGCAGGUUUGCUACUCUUCAGAAUGAGCUUCAGUCAUCACUGGAUGUGCAGAAAGAAAGCACUGGUGUCACUACGCUGCGACAACGCAGAAAGCCAGUCUUCCACCUGUCCCAUGAGGAACGUGUACAACAUAGGAAUAUUAAAGACCUUAAACUGGCCUUCAGCGAGUUCUACCUCAGUCUUAUCCUGCUGCAGAACUAUCAGAAUCUGAAUUUUACAGGGUUUCGAAAAAUCCUUAAAAAGCAUGACAAGAUCCUGGAAACAUCUCGUGGAGCAGAUUGGCGAGUAGCUCAUGUAGAAGUGGCUCCAUUUUAUACAUGCAAGAAAAUCAACCAGCUCAUCUCUGAAACAGAGGCUGUGGUGACCAAUGAACUUGAAGAUGGUGACAGACAAAAGGCUAUGAAGCGUUUACGGGUCCCACCUUUGGGAGCUGCUCAGCCUGCACCAGCAUGGACUACUUUUAGAGUUGGCCUAUUUUGUGGAAUAUUCAUUGUAUUGAAUAUUACCCUUGUCCUUGCCGCUGUAUUUAAACUUGAAGCAGAUAAAAAUAUAUGGCCCUUGAUAAGAAUCUAUCGAGGUGGCUUUCUUCUGAUUGAAUUCCUUUUUCUGCUGGGCAUCAACACAUAUGGCUGGAGACAGGCUGGAGUAAAUCAUGUGCUCAUCUUUGAACUUAAUCCUAGAAGCAAUUUGUCUCAUCAACAUCUCUUUGAGAUUGCUGGAUUCCUUGGGAUCUUGUGGUGCCUGAGCCUUCUGGCAUGCUUCUUUGCUCCAAUUAGUGUCAUCCCCACAUAUGUAUAUCCACUUGUCCUUUAUGGAUUUAUGGCUUUCUUUCUCAUUAACCCCACCAAAACUUUCUAUUAUAAAUCCCGGUUUUGGCUCCUUAAAUUGCUGUUUCGAGUAUUUACAGCCCCUUUCCAUAAGGUAGGCUUUGCUGAUUUCUGGCUAGCUGAUCAGCUCAACAGCCUUUCGGUGAUACUGAUGGACCUGGAAUAUAUGAUCUGUUUCUAUAGUUUUGAGCUCAAAUGGGAAGAAAGUAAAGGCCUUUUUCCAGCUGAAUCACUUGCAGACACAGAAUUUUGCCAUAAAUAUGUAUAUGGUGUGCGGGCCGUCGUUCAGUGCAUUCCUGCUUGGCUUCGUUUCAUCCAGUGCCUGCGCCGAUACCGAGAUACAAAAAGGGCCUUUCCUCAUUUAGUUAAUGCUGGAAAAUACUCCACAACUUUCUUCAUGGUUACAUUUGCAGCUCUUUACAGCACUCACAAAGAGCAAAAUCACUUAGACACCAUGGUGUUCUUUUAUCUGUGGAUCGUCUUUUGUAUCAUCAGUUCGUGCUAUACCCUCAUCUGGGAUCUAAAGAUGGACUGGGGUCUCUUUGAUAAGAAUGCUGGAGAAAACACCUUCCUCCGGGAAGAGAUUGUAUAUCCCCAAAAAGCCUAUUACUACUGUGCCAUCAUAGAAGAUGUGAUAUUGCGCUUUGCUUGGACUAUCCAAAUCUCAAUUACCUCCACGACCUUGUUGCCUCAUACUGGAGACAUCAUUGCUACUGUCUUUGCUCCCCUUGAGGUUUUCCGGCGAUUUGUAUGGAACUUCUUUCGCCUGGAGAAUGAACAUCUGAAUAACUGUGGUGAAUUCCGUGCUGUGCGGGACAUCUCUGUGGCCCCCCUGAAUGCAGAUGACCAGACGCUCUUAGAGCAGAUGAUGGACCAGGAUGACGGGGUGCGAAAUCGCCAGAAGAACCGGCCAUGGAAGUCCAGCCAGAGCAUAUCCCUGCGCCGUCCUCGCCUCGCUUCUCAAUCCAAGACUCGUGACACUAAGGUAUUGAUAGAAGACACAGAUGAUGAAGCUAACACUUGAAUCCUCUGAAGUCUAGAUUAACAUCCUUGGGUUUCCUAUUCUACAAUUCUUUCCUCGACCAACGCAACCUCUAAUACCUUUCCAGCCGAAAACAGGAGAAGACACAUAACACAUUUUCCGAGCUCUUCCAGAUCGGAUCCUAUGGACUCCAAACAAGCUCACUGUGUUUCUUUUCUUUUCUUCUGGUUUAAUUUUCAUUUUCUAUUUUUAAAACAGAUACUUCAUUUGCCAAUCAGAGGACAUUUUAAGGAACAAAAAAAUAGUAUCUUAUGGAUUGUUUACAAUCACAAGGACACAGAUACCUAUCAGGAUGAACAACAGGCAUUGCAAGGACCCUCUGAUGGGACAGUACCGAGAUAACUCGGCUUCUGCUUGGCCCGGUUUUGACUGGUUGAAACCGGACAUUGGUUUUUAAAUUUUUUGUCAGUUAAAGUGGAGAAGUUUUCCUUUCCUUCAUACCCAGCGCAAAAGCACUGGCUGCACUUGCAGGGAAAGUGCAACUUAGAGCAGUACCUUCAUUCAUGAAGCUACUUUUUAAUUUGAUGUAACUUUUCUU